UGUCUGCGCUCUGCUGUUCCCUUCCCAACAGGAAAACGCUGGACGAGAGGCACCGUGCCACACAACCAACCACCGCAGUGGAAGGCGCAAGUCCUUGAGAGAGACACGGAGGACUAUGUCCGCUCUCUCCCGCACCGAGGGACGCUUGAAUCAUCGGCGAAACAUGCACACCGCACAUCCGAUGCCUCUGGUUUAGCUCGGGAGACCCUCGGCGCCCUGUUUACCACUUAUGCUCUGGUGAAAUCUUCCCUACUGCUGUUGCUGCUGCUGGUCCAUCCCUGUCCCCUCCUCCUCCUCCUCCUCCUCCUCCUUUCCCCCCUCCCUCUCCCUCCUCCUCUCCGCCGUCCCGUCGCCAGGAUGGACAAGGCGCUCUGCAGUCCUCAUCCCGGGACGCACAAACCCAACUCCGGCCCGCUCGCCUCCUCGGACCGGGGAAACUCCGUUAGAAAGAUCGGGAGGACCGGGUCGCACAGCCCCGGCUCAGGCUCCCUGGGUGGCCCGGCUGGAGCGACAGGCAGCCGGGGAGCUCUGCUGGGGAACAGCAUGAAUUUGCAGCAAGCGCACAGACGACAGCUGGAAGGAGUGCUGAGCAAAUACACCAACCUGAUUCAAGGCUGGCAGAACAGGUACUUUGUGUUAGAUCCAGAGUUGGGACAGCUGCAGUACUUUGUCAACGAGCAGGGAAAGAGCCAGAAGCCGCGAGGGUCCCUGCCCUUGAUUGGUGCCUCGGUAACCCCGAGCGACGAGGCUCCACACAUGUUCAUUGUAAACUCUGUCAAUGGAGAGCUGUACAAACUCAGAGCCUCCGAUGCCAAGGAGCAGCAGUUUUGGAUCAAUCAGCUCCAAGCCUGUGCCAGACGUCAUUCUGACAGCAGUGCCAAGGUGAGGAAGUUGAAGGGGUCAGAUGAGCACCUGAGUGCGGACAGGGCAGGAGGAGGCCAGGAGGGGCUGGGCUCCUCGUCCUCCAGUCGGACCCGCAGCUUCUCCCUCCUCCCCCACCUACCUCCAUCUUCCUCGCCGGGUUCCCAGAGGCACCCGGUCACGCCCAGCAACAUCGUCACCAUCACCCACCACAAAUCUCCAGCUGCAGCUCGGCGGGCCAAGAGUCAGUACCCGGGACGGCUGCUCGAGGUCAAAGAGGUGAUGUCCCAAGCGGAGAGCCAACAGAAGAGCCUGGUCCAGUCCAUUGAUUCCCUGCCCACCAAAGGCCCUCUGUCCUGCCUGGACCAGGACCUGCUGCUGCUCAAAGCCACGUCAGCUGCCACGCUCAGCUGCCUGGGAGAGUGCCUGAACAUCCUGCAACAGACCCAGAGCCACGGCCAGGCACAGUCACAGGCCCAGGCCUCCCAGCCCAACCAUGCCGCCCACGGAGCCCCCUCCGAUGGUGUUCCUGUGUGGACUGUACCAAAGUCGCCCUCAGGGGAGCAGUUGAAGAACGGAGGUCUGACUCCUCUGCGAUCAGCCGAGCCCUCCCCGGCCCUCAGGAAAAAGAGUCUGUCCCAUGGUGCUGAGCACUACCCAGGGCUGGAAGACAUCAGCCCCAGUGAAGAGGUGACGGAUAUGGAGGACAAUGAAGAGGAAGACCUGGGUGUCCUGGACGACCAGCGGAGCAUCAUCCUCCACCUGCUCUCCCAGCUCAAACUGGGAAUGGACCUCACACGGGUGGUGCUGCCAACGUUCAUUUUGGAAAAGCGCUCGCUGCUGGAGAUGUACGCCAACUUCAUGGCCCACCCUGACAUGUUCCUGUCCAUCACAGCUGGCACCACAGCCGAGGACCGCAUCGUCCGCUUCGUCGAGUAUUACCUGACCGCCUUCCAUGAGGGCCGCAAGGGCGCCGUGGCCAAAAAGCCCUACAACCCAGCUCUAGGGGAGACCUUUCACUGUUCCUGGGAAGUGCCUCGGGACAAAGUCAAACCCUUGGUCAGAUCUAACCAGGGGUCCACCAGGGAGCCAGGCAGGAGCCCCAACAAUGCUCAGCAGAGCGAGAGAGACGAUUCGUCCACAGGGUGCUACAGAGUCCGCUUUGUAGCUGAGCAGGUGUCCCAUCACCCACCUGUGUCUGGGUUUUACUGCGAAUGCCGGGAGAGGAGGAUGUGCGUCAAUGCCCAUGUAUGGACCAAAAGCAAGUUCAUGGGCAUGUCCAUAGGAGUGUCCAUGGUGGGGGAAGGCGUCCUCUGUCUCCUGGAGCACGAUGAGGAGUACGUCUUCACGUUGCCCUGUGCCUACGCGCGCUCCAUCCUCACCGUGCCAUGGGUGGAGCUGGGGGGCAAAGUGUCCAUCAACUGUGCCAAGAGCGGCUACUCUGCCACAGUCACUUUUCACACCAAGCCUUUCUACGGAGGGAAGGUACACAGAGUGACAGCCGAGGUUAAACACAACCCCACAAACACCAUCGUGUGUAAGGCUCAGGGCGAGUGGAACGGGACGCUGGAGUUCAGCUACAGCAGCGGGGAAACCAAAGUGAUCGACACAACCAAACUGCCCGUCAUCAAGAAGAAGCUGCGGCCCGUGGAGAAACAGGGGAGGACAGAGUCCAGGCGGUUAUGGCAGCAUGUGACCAAGUCGCUGAAGGAAGGGAACAUCGACGAGGCCACGGAGCACAAACACAGGCUGGAGGAGCGGCAGAGAGGGGAGGAGAGGCAGCGAGCAGCUGACAACACACCCUGGACACCCAAAUACUUCACGAAAGAGGGAGACGGUUGGAUCUACAACAACCCACUGUGGAAGUCGACCUGACAGCAGAACAGCAGCCUGCUCUCACGGACAGUAACAGAGAGCCUCCUCACGCUGAGGUCAGAGGUCAGAGGUCAGAGGGGGGGCGAGGGCCUCUCCGGGGAGCUGUGGCCUCCACAGACUGAAAACCCGAGCUAGAGACUCACCGCACGAAAGCUAAAGGAGGCUCGCACAGGAAGCAGCAAGGUGCCAAAGGGAUCUCCGCUGUUAUAACCAAGAAGGGGCUGGGGACUCUCGGGACAAAUAUACAUUUUUUAUAUAAUAGUAUUACUAUUCAAGGUAGAGUAUUUCUAUUUUUCACCUUGCCAAGGCCUUUUUUGCACACGCACAGUUAUGGAAGUUUGCCACUGGUGUUUUUUUUUUGUUUGUUUGUUUUUUUUUCCCAGUAUGUGUUGUCAAAUACAUUGUGUUUCUGGUUGUCACGCAGCAUUAGAAUGAAACAGAAUUAGGCCGAGUUGUCAAAUCGGAGUCCCCGGUGACACACCAUACUGUCGAU
Myripristis murdjan (pinecone soldierfish) is the source of this 3229-nucleotide messenger RNA. It is a transcript of the gene osbpl10a, whose product is annotated as oxysterol binding protein-like 10a. The transcript is spliced from 13 exons. Gene Ontology annotation, cellular component: membrane; cytosol. The record is from RefSeq and is a predicted model, not a curated record. The coding region runs from base 358 to 2736 and encodes 792 amino acids. Lineage: Eukaryota; Metazoa; Chordata; Actinopteri; Holocentriformes; Holocentridae. Gene Ontology annotation, molecular function: cholesterol binding.